CAACCCUCGCGCUUUCCUUUCCUUUUCGCACACCCCCCUUUUUUUUUUCUAUUCAGUACAGUAUAUACGACUCUGUUAUGAGGCAUACCCUGCGCUAUGCCCGGGUGCUGCCCAACCAUAGAGGCAUUCGUCUGGCAAGCUCUUUUUUCGGUCGUUUUGGCCGGCGCCUGAGAGAACCUCCAGCCGACGUCCCUUGGCCUCAGGUGGAGAACCAUACCUCGAUGCAUCAUGGGCGGAGUAGGACCGAUCCGUUCAAAUACAUGGAAGACGCGCGGGAUGAGAGAACAAAGGCCGCAUACUUUGCCGAAAGCAGAUACGCAGAGCAUCAACUACGAAAGGCAGGGAGCUUGACCCGGCGUCUCGCUAAGGAGCUCCAUCGGACAAUCCCAUCCGCCAGUCCUCGCGACCUGCCCGAUCAAAUCGGACCGUGGCUAUACUGGACGAAAUGGGUGGACGGAGGAGUGAUACAUAUGCGAAAGCAUGUGGAUGUCGGCGUCGAUGAAAUCCUUUUGGACACCAGAUAUGUGCCCAACAAUGUCACAAAAUGCUCGAUAUCGGAUGAUCACAAAGUCUUGGCAUAUCUUACGGCCAAAGCAACCGAUGAGCAAGGAACUUUACAUAUUCUGCCCCUUGGUGGCCGAUCCGAGGCCGACGGAACACCGCGGGUGAUGGCCCACCGCGUGACCGGCGUUUUCAACUUUGUGUGGGCAGAUGGUCAUAGAUCCAUAUACUAUACCCGACUGGAUCCAACACUGCGGGCCUUAAAGGUGUACAAACAUUCUGUACUCGAUCAUGGAACAGAGGAUGCGUUGAUGUACGAGGAGGCGGACGAAGCGUUUUUUUUGGAUGUAUCUAGCAGUAGGGAUAAGAGAUAUGUAUUCAUCAAUUGUAAUUCCACCGAGACUUCUGAAGCAUUGGCUAUCCGGUCCGAUCCGAGUGGGUCUGAGAUAUCUGCAACACCCGUUGUGGUCAUCCCUAGAUCAACAGGCACCAACUACUUCGUGGAUCACCAUGGGGACUCUUUCUACCUCCUCCACAACCAUCAAUCCCCAACAAUGUCCCUCGGCGCCCUCCCCUCCACCCUCUCAAAAGCCACAUGGUCCGCCGUCCAACCCAUCAUCACAACCGACUCCGACAGCACAAUCGAAGGCAUCGAGCUCUUCCGCGACUUUGCGUUCUUGUACGGCAAGGAACGCGGCGUGGCUGAGUUGACGUGUUUUGACUUUAGAACUCGUGAGACGGUGGUUGUCGAGACGGAGGAGAAGAUCGCGAGUGCUGCUCCUGGGACGAACUUGACGUAUGACACCGCCAAGGUCCGCUUUAAAUCCUCCUCGCCGUUAGUGAUGGAUAAAGUGUAUGAAUAUGACAUGGAGCUGAGGACGCUCAGGACACUGUCAUGUCAGAGACCUGAAGGCAUCAACCCGGACGAUUUUGUAGUCGAACGUGUGUUCGUGAGUGCUAGGGACGGUGUGCAGGUUCCCGUCACACUCUUACGGCCAAAGUCGAGGAUACGGGAUGGCAGGAACCCAGUAGUCAUCCGCGCGUACGGUGCUUACGGAGUCAGCCUCGAGCCCCAUUUCCGCCUCGAAGCCAUGCCCCUAAUCCGACGCGGAUUCAUCAUUGCCUUGGCGCAUGUCAGGGGCGGCAGCGAGAUGGGAGCUGCGUGGUAUGACAUGGGCCGACUGAUGAACAAGCGGAAUUCGAUGAACGAUCUUGUCGAUGUUGUCGAAUAUCUCGUGAGGGAGAGGUGGACUGAGCCGGGGUUGGUGGUUGGGCAUGGGACGAGUGCUGGGGGUAUGCUCGUCGCAAGCGCCUGGCAUCAAAGACCGGACCUUUUCCGCUGCCUCAUCCUGCACGUCCCCUUCCUCGACCCCCUCUCCUCCAUGCUCUCCGCCACCUCUCCGCUCGCACCCGCCGAACGCAGCGAAUGGGGCGACCCCCUCACUUCCCCCGCCGCAUUCGACUACAUCUCCUCCUACGCGCCCUACGACAACCUCUCAAGUGUCUCCGCGGGGUGCAGGACGAGUAUGUUGGUGACGGUGUCGAGUGAGGAUAUGAGGGUGCCGGCUUGGCAGGGGUUGAAGUGGGUGAGUAGGUUGAGGAGGGGGUGGCCGGGGGUUUAUGGACCGGGGGUGGAGGGGAAGGGAGGGCCGAGGCUGCUGUUGAGGGUGGUGGAUGAUCAGGGGCAUGUUGUGGGUACGAUGGGGGGCAGGUUGGAGAGAGCGGCGGUGGAGUGUGGGUUUAUUUUGAGGGAGCUGGGGAGGUACCUCGUCGUCAUGUUGACCUCCGACCAAACCCAUACCUCCUUAGACUUGCUGAGUUCGUACCCUGCCCUGUAUGUGAGCGGUCUGUUGCCGACCAUCAACGAACUGGACAUUGCGAACGUCUUGAAUAAUAUCGGGAUGGAAGCUAAAGUUCGGAUCGAACGGGACGCUCAGACGGGCGCUCCGUUGGGGACUAUUAUCUUUCGCCACCUUCCCGACGCCCUUCGCUUCUACGCAACGGUCAACGGAAGCAUGUUUCUGGGCAGCAAAGCUCAUUUAACGUUCAAAGACGGGAACAUGAAUUUUUCGACCACCUCCGGGGCCAAACCGAUAGUCGCGAAACAUAUCCCACUCGGAAUCAAUUCCCUGGCCUUCUACGACCAAGUCGUUGGUUUUGGUCCGAUCAUGUCAUGCAAAGUCAUGCUUGAUCGGUGCGGAACUGAGGCGUUUGCGCUGCUGCAAUUUGAGAAACAGGAUGAUGCGGAGAGGUGUUUGGCGCAGAUGAACGGGACGUCUGUUCGCGGAAAGACUUUGGCCCUCGCAUGGAAAUACGAAAAGAAGAGCCCCUACCAGUACCCAUCCGUGCGCCCGUCCUCCACUCUCUUCGGCCAACAAAGUUCUGCAGACACCACCGACGCACCUCAGGCGUCCAGCAGUCACGUAUCGACCUCAUCCAUCAAGACCGUCGCACAAGCAAACCAAUGGGGACCGCUUACCCCACCAGGGUCACCAUCUGUGACCACCCUAGUUGAGAAGAAAACUCCCAACCCCAACGCCGCACCAUGGACUCCGUCGGCCAGCCCUGAAUCUAGCCCGGGCUACCCGUUCCCUGCAUCCGCAAGCGGGACCGUCGAAGCCAACACAACUGUGGACUGGAAAAAGGCGUGGGAAGCCAAGAACGCUCCUGUCCCACCUAUUUCCCGUACCCUGGACGCCAGGAACCUGUACGUCAAGAACCUCGAGGACUCCGUCGACAAUGUCGAGCUCUUCAACAUGUUCCGCAAAUUCGGCCGCGUCAUCUCCGCCCGUGUGAUGAGAGACGAGCCGGAUGGGACAAGCAGAGGUUUUGGAUUUGUCUCGUUUGACACUGCCGAGCAGGCUGCUCGCGCGUUGCAGGAGAUGCAUGGCGCGGAGUUUGGCCGAAAGACGCUUGUCGUUAACAUCGCUGAACCGAAGGGGUACCGGCAGACAAAGUUGGCGCGGAUUCAUGGUGCCAAAGUCGGCAGCGUAUGAGCGGAGCGGUCCGGCGUAUAUAUUAUUGAUCCCUUUUUUUCCUCAGGAAGACAGUUAUUCCCCUAUACCUUACCUCAUGCAUACUCAAGUUAUAGUUAUAGAUAGAAACGCACUCCCUUCAGAGAACAUCACCAUAUAUCACCAUAUAUCACCUCACCACUCCCACGCAAUGUAAAACGAAUAAAUAAAAGAAAAAAAAUGAGACCUUUCCUCUCGCAGACGACCAACUCAAAUGCCUUAAAGGAUGCAAGGAUAUAUGGCUGACUAUUUAUUAGAUGGUUUCACGACCACGAUCC
Molecule: messenger RNA, 3793 nt
Organism: Fimicolochytrium jonesii
Lineage: Eukaryota; Fungi; Chytridiomycota; Chytridiomycetes; Spizellomycetales; Powellomycetaceae
Product: prolyl oligopeptidase family-domain-containing protein
Exons: 19
Coding region: 78-3497 (1139 amino acids)
Biological process (GO): proteolysis
Molecular function (GO): serine-type endopeptidase activity; RNA binding
Source: RefSeq, a predicted model, not a curated record